UAUCCACUAGGUUAUAAAAUCAAAACAAAAGUUUUUGAAUUUUUUUAUGUUUAUAAAAAUUUUGUAUACACUUUUCUUCAUGCAAGAAUUUGAAAUUGAAAUUUGUAAUAAUUCAAUAAAUAAUGACUGAUGUAGGUAAAUUUCAAAAAAUAGAAAAAAUAGGAGAAGGUACCUAUGGUAUCGUGUAUAAGGCAAAAGAUAAAAAGACGGGAAAAGAUGUUGCUCUGAAGAAAAUACGUUUGAAAGGGGAAUCUGAAGGCGUUCCCUCAACAGCAAUAAGAGAAAUAUCCCUUUUAAAGGAUCUCAAGCAUAAUUGUAUUGUACAGCUUUUAGAUAUCGUUAUAGCCGAUUCAAAUUUGUAUAUGGUAUUUGAAUAUUUGAAUAUGGAUUUAAAAAAACUUAUGGACAAAAAAAAAGAAAUUCUUGUACCGGAAUUGGUUAAGAGUUAUAUGUAUCAGUUAUUAGAUGCUUUAUGCUUUUGUCAUACAAACAGAAUAUUGCAUAGGGAUUUAAAACCACAAAAUUUAUUAGUAGAUAACGCAGGUCAUAUUAAGUUAGCUGAUUUUGGAUUAGCACGGUGUUUUAACGUGCCGAUGCGUGCUUAUACCCAUGAAGUUGUAACGUUAUGGUAUCGAUCACCCGAAAUCCUCUUAGGUACGAAAUUCUAUGCAACAGGCGUCGAUAUCUGGAGUUUGGGAUGUAUUUUUUCGGAAAUGGUGACAAAGCGGCCUUUAUUUCCGGGUGAUAGUGAAAUCGAUCAAUUGUAUAGAAUUUUUCGAACUUUGGGAACUCCAGAUGAAAGUACAUGGCCAGGAGUAACCCAAUUAGCGGAUUAUACUUCAAGAUUUCCAAAGUGGUGUUCAAUAAAUUUACCUAAUGACUUUGACAGUCAAGAAGGAUUGGACUUACUUAAACAAAUGAUUGUUUACGAUCCCAACGCCAGGAUAACCGCAAAAAAUGCUAUGUUACAUCGAUAUUUUGAGAAAAUGCAACAAAUAACACAAGUUACUCUGCCGAUAGAUAAUUUAUAAAUUUAAAAAACAUUUUUAUAAGCAAAAUUGUUAAUAGCUUAAUAUUUAAUUGUAAUUAAAUUAUUAUUUUGAAUAAUUUUUGGACAUAAUAACGAAAUAAAUUUAUUAAAGAAAGAUUAGUACA
Messenger RNA from Condylostylus longicornis, 1155 nucleotides. It is a transcript of the gene Cdk2, whose product is annotated as cyclin-dependent kinase 2. Lineage: Eukaryota; Metazoa; Arthropoda; Insecta; Diptera; Dolichopodidae. The coding region runs from base 123 to 1031 and encodes 302 amino acids. The transcript has 5 exons. Gene Ontology annotation, molecular function: cyclin binding; cyclin-dependent protein serine/threonine kinase activity; ATP binding. The record is from RefSeq and is a predicted model, not a curated record. Gene Ontology annotation, cellular component: cytoplasm; cyclin-dependent protein kinase holoenzyme complex; nucleus. Gene Ontology annotation, biological process: regulation of gene expression; signal transduction; protein phosphorylation.